AUGGGUGAAACACCUAAUCUCCGGCAAAAUCCUGAAGAAAAAUGCAAGAUGUUUGCCAAAGUUGUUGAACAGUUUACUGAAUUACCAAGACCAAUUGUUACAAUUUUGGCAGAAAAUAAAGGAGCAGAUUAUAAGUUGAAAAAGGAAAACGGUUACUUUAAGUUGCCGAAUGGUGAUUUUUACCCACAUAACUUAUUUGGUGCCAUUCAAUCUCUUACUUCGCAUUCUGGAGAUGAUAUGGAAGAAGCAAUAAUACGCGCUGCAUUCAAAGACAUCAGCAAAUUUACGCUUAAACCAAAGCUUGUUGUAGAACUACUAUCCGAUGGAGUACAAUCUGUGAAAAAUGCACAAAUGGUCAUUGACAAAAUUCAGUUCCAGAUUUCAGCGAGUCCGAUAAUGGAAAAUUUAGAACAAAGUUGGAAAAAUAUGAGCUCAUCCAUACAUGAUAAUUAUCCAGGUACACUCUUGUGUGUGCAAAGAGUCUUUGAAAGAAAGAAAAUAUAUACAAUGGAAAAUUUACCACAAACUAAAAAAGAUAUUGUUAGCCUAAUGAAGGAAAUUCCAGCGAAUAAUGUUGUUCCACAACUAUUGGAACAAGCACUGGGAAUUGAAGUUCCCAAGCUAAACAUUUCACUUGUCACCGGUCAAUGUUACAAUAUAAUUAACGACUGUACGGUUCCUAUUACCAUUUUUAAAUUAGAAACCAAUUAUACUUUAUCUCCAAUUGGUUACUUAAUGCCUUCAGAUAUCAAAUGCGAAUUAAAUCCUGAAAUAAAAGAUAUUUGUGAGUUUUUCAGGUCUAACGCCGAAUACAUCGCGUCUCGACUAAAAGACCUCAAUGUUGCUGGGAAUAUCAACGUUAACAAUCAUUUGUUCAAUGUUACUGCUCGAGUUGGUGGGGACUACAACGUCAUUAGCACAAAUGUUGAUUGUAAUAAGUUCACUAAAUUCGCUGCACUACGCGAAUAUCGACAGUUCAGACUAACCUUAGUAAAUGAUGUCGAUUUAAGUCAAGAAUUCACAGCUGCAGUAGACAAUUUACCGACGUUUGCAUUGAAAAAGUUAGAAUCUGUGAAUAAAUUCAAGGCAUUCUUUCAAAGAUUUGGAACUCAUGUUGUGACAUCGUGUUUUGGUGGUGGAGCAAUGGAAUUCGCAGUCUCCGUAGAAAACAAGGAAACACUCAAAUCAAUAGAGGAUAUACGUAGAUUUGCUUCACAAUUAAGAGCAGAUUUUGGAAAUGUGUUUGGACUAGGCAUUGAUUCCACAUAUACCGGUGGCUAUCAAAAUGAAUCAAGAACAAAUCUGUCGGGUACAAGCUACAAUGCCACCUUGAAAGGUGGAGAUAUGACAUACCAUAUUCGAAAUUUGACCCAAUUAUCAUCUGAUAAAGCUUCUGAGCAUAUUGAAAAAUGGGUCCAAUCUUUGUCUGUACAACCUUUGAUGCUAAAUACAAACAUGCAUCUGAUGCCCUUGAGUUAUUAUGCUCGAAAACACAAUCCAAAUGCAGGACAACAGAUUGAUCUGGCCUCCCAAGAACUGUUCAAAGACAAUUUAAAAUAUGUACCUGUGUCAACACGUACACCGCCACCGCCAAGACCUGAUGUACCACCUCCACCGCCACAACAAAGUAGUGGUUGUUUGAAAGCUGGUACUUUAAUACUAUUAUCAGACGGAUGUAAAUUACCAAUUGAGAUGAUCCAUUCAGGAGACAUGAUAUUGGAUAUUAAUUUGAAGCCUUGCAAAGUUAUUGGAGCUAAUCAUAUGCUUAUGAAUGGCAAAAAAUUCUAUGGAUUCUCUAAAAAUAACUGCUUCUUUACGGGUGGUCAUAUUUUUGCACGGAGCAAAUCAAAUGAAUUCGUUGUUGUAUCAAAACAAGAACUCUUAAAAGAUAACCCUUUCGUCGAUGAAUUAAACGUUGUUGAAGUACAACCUGGUCAAUCUAUCGAAGUAAUGAAAAUAAAAAAUUACACUAGCACGAAAGAUAUUGUUUGUGAAAGUGUAACAGUUUUUAAAGAUCCAACACAAUACGAUGCUGAAGUUCCUGUAUAUUUCUUAAUUGUUGAGAACGAAACUGGUACUUACAUUGCAAACGAUUAUGUUUGUGGUCAUGAGUUACCAAGAUUUGAACGCUGGCCCAAUACGCUGGCCUGUCUUCAAAAAAUUUUCACUUCAAACGCUGUAAAGCGAAACUCAGUCGGUGAAAAAUUGUCUCCAUUGGCAAUAAGUGAAAUGGAGAAAACAGUAGAUCACAUUGCUAAACAACUGGGGAAAAAAUUCUCUUCAAAGUCUGACACAUUUUUUAAUGAUAUGACAAAUAUAGAACCUGAAGGCAUUUCAACGGAAUUUAUGGCGGCUGACUUGUCACUUUAUUUGGCAACAAUGAUGGAAAUGCUUCACGAUAAUUAUUGGUCUACUUUUGCGAUGUUGAUUUAUGGUCGAUGUGGUAAUUUAAUACGUGACGUUCUAGAUAAUCAAAAACAGAAAACAGUUUCAAGUUCUGUGCUGCUGACUUUAUAA
This is a messenger RNA of Rotaria sp. Silwood2, 2517 nucleotides long. Lineage: Eukaryota; Metazoa; Rotifera; Eurotatoria; Philodinida; Philodinidae. The record is from the annotation of a GenBank genome assembly.